UGGUUAGGACCAUCCCAGCUGGACGGUCGAUGUGGUUCUUCCUUGUGGUUUACACCGGUUGGACUCCAAUAUUCUCUAGAAUCCACCUGAGGAAUCACAGAGCUUCGGCUCUGCCAAGCGGAGCUUCCUGGUCUUCAGUCAAUGGGAAAUGUCCGUACAGGAAGAUAGGGUACACUCCACAUCAGGCAGGUAGAAGCCUGACAGGAGAAAAGUUAAUCAUCAUGGAAGUCGAGGGAUGUGAAACUGCAAUUCCCAUGAGGGAUGCCUUCAAGAACAUCACUAAAGCUUCUGAUGUGAGGAAGGACACUGAAUUACUCUUAAAGCCAUACAGUAACUGGGAACAGUUCUUGAUGCCUGGCCCACUUUCUGUAGCCAUUUUAGGGGAAAUUACUUUCCUUUCAGCUGGAGAAGACUUUGAAAUAGACAAGGAGACACCUAUUGGCGGAUUUAAGUAUUUGAAAUAUCCCAAAUCUUUCCGUGCCUCUUUGGUGCAAGUAAGCAAUCAAGGCUGGGAGGCUUUUCAGGAAGCUCACAAGAAUAUGGAUCAAAUUAGGCUUCACACUUUGACAGUUCCAAUUGACAUGAAGAAUGCCGUGAACUUUAUCAUGCAGGAUGAUCAUGAGAUCACUGAGGAAUUUCUCCCGAUCCCUCUGAGCAACAUCAAAUCCUGUGCUGAUCAAUGCUUGAAACUUGCAGAAGGUGUGGAGGAGAAAUUUAACUUGGUCAUCCUUCUGAUCAGUGAAUUACUGGAGGCGUGUACAAGUUCGAAAGGAAAAUAUGAGGAAGAAUUCCACCAAAUAAAAAUCAAAAAAGAAAUUGUUAAAAUGAGGGAAAAAUCAACAAAAGAAGCAAAAGCAAAAGCUGAAGAGUAUCACAAAGAAAUAGAUGAACUGGUAAAGAAAGCACAGACAGAUUAUGAAGCUGCAAUGGAUUCCAUACCUGUUGGCUGGAAUGCUUUGGCAAUGUUUAUCGCAGGAUCAUUAGCCAGUGGUAUCACUUCACUUAUCUCUGGAAAAUUUAUCACCUCAGUGAUCAAAGAGCUUAAAGGUAUUGGUAAAGGAGCCAAAUCCAAGGAUACUGGAGCAUCUCGCAACAAUGUUGUAUGUGGAUCAGACUCUCUGCAAUGUUUAAUAUCAAUACUACUGUCUUUCCUGGACAAAGAUCACAACAUUGAUGAGCAGAAACUAGAGAAUAUGGACGCAGGAAGAGAGCUCACAAACUUUUGUAAACAGAUUUUGAAGAAAUUGCAGCAAGAAACUGAAAAUGUAGAAAAUUGCAAGGAAAAGGAUGACACUCUUGAGAUCUGCAAAGCAGCAAUUGAAAUAUGUGAGGAGCUGGAAACUUUGGCAAAUUCCAAGCCACCUGAUGCAAAGGCAAUGGAAAAGCUGGCUAAGAAGAUGAAACAAGUGAACCCGAAAUCAAUUAAAUUUGCCUCUUACUGCAAGGCAUCUACUGGAUCCAUGGGUGUAACUGCUACUCCACCACACAUGGCUAGCGCUCAGUCAAAAAAGGUGAACAUGGGAAUGGGAAUUGUCAUGAGCAAUGCCAGAUUUAAGGUGGAACUAUCCUCAGCACAGCUUCUAGCUUCACAAGAGCUGUAUGAGAAAAGCUUUGAAAAUAUGAGGAAGAGCAAUAAAGAGCUUGAAGAGACUCUGGAAACACUGAGAAACUGUGAGAUACAGGAAAUUAAUUUUGAUAAAACUGUGGAGAUGCUCAUGAAAGGAUUGGAAGCAUUAGGUCGUGUGAAAGAACAAUGGGGUAAAAUGGUCCUCUUCUUCACCAUGAUGUCAAACCUGAUUAAGAGCUGCCUGAAUAAUUCACUUAGCAAUUUCAUUAAAUACAAUGAAAAGCCUUUGCAAACUUCCAGCUAUUCACACAACAAUUUCCUACAAGACCUGCUGUACACACAGGCCUCUCAAGCCACCAAUAUUGCAAGUCUUGUUCACAUGAUUUCUGAAACUUAUGUUCAGGUCUCUGCCCAAUAUCUGAUGGAUCGUGUCAAUGGUUUGGGGAAACUAAUGGGAUUAGAUCCAAACAGAGACAAAGUUAAAUUUGAAAAAGAACAUGAGAAGUUUAAAACAGACUGCAAGGCAGCUUCGAAAGCUAUUGAGGAUCUUGUUAAAAAGAACAAGGAGGAUUUUGAAAAGCAUGCGCAGGAGAGAAUAGAAACAAUUAACAGUGUGAAAGACUUGCUCCCACCAGCCACUUCGGAGGAAAUCAAAGAACUUAAAGAUAUUGUUGAAACAAGUAUUCGAGCUGCAAUUAUGGAAAUGACAGAAGAAAAUGAGGAUCAAUAUGUCUAAGAACUGCUAUUACCCUGCCACCCCUCAACACCACACCGCUAUUCCAUCCCACCCCUCGCUAAGGAUUACUGUAUUCCAUUUGGAACCUCAUGUGAGACUACAAAGGUCAAAUUGAUGCUGCCAUAAUUGACAUUUAGAAAUGAUUGGGUGAAUUUCUGCUUGUAAUUAAGACAGGAGCUUACAGGGCAACAAGAUCUCAAAGUGAUUAAGGUUAUUCAGCUCAUCUCAGUUAAUUCUUCGAGCCCUCACUGCAGCAUUUGAUUAGUUUUGUUAAAUAUUCUCAGAUUCCAACUUUUUGCAGAAGUCGAUUCCACGUACUGACCACUCUUAAGAACUUCCUGUUACCCAAAUUUUAAGCUAAAUUGCAUUUCUUUGCUCGAAUUUGUUUCUGUAACAAAGCUUAGGUUUUUUAUACUAGCUACUAGUUUGGGUUCAGCAUCAUAAACAUACCUUGCAUCCAUUAACAUAGGGGCUGCACCCUUUUUCUGCCUAAUAUCAAGAUGAACAAUAGCAUGGCAACCAAGGGACCCUUGCUCUGUGUAUUGGUCAAUGGAAUGUAACUGUGCCAGUACAUGAAUCCUCCAUCUAUACACAGUGGACCAGAUAAAACACUUACCAAAUUGAGGCACAGGAAUUAAGCCAAUAAGUGGCAUUAUUUGCAUGCAGUAUCACAUGGUAUGUUACAUUUUUCUCUGCACUCCUCCAAUACAGAAAGCAAUCAAAAUACAAUUUGUUUUCUCUCUAAACAUGAAUCUAGACCAGAAAAUCACUUUCUCAUUUCCCUCACUUCCCUCUUCCUGGUUAACCUGCUUUAGACUUUAAAACACAGGGAGCAUUUUCCCUUCUGGCUGCAAAGCCCACACAAGCUCCAACGACAGUGCAUUCUCUCUCCAAGCACUGCUGCAUUGUGGUGAAUCUCCAGCAGAGCUGGGUGUGCUCCAGAACCGAUAAAAUUAAUGUCAAAACUUUAGGAAAAAAGAAUCAAACCUGAAGUUUCAGGCAGAGAGUGCUCCCUUGCUUCGUGUUACCAUGCUGGGUUCUAAGCAUUCUCAUUCAUCAGUUUUUCAAUACUCUGCUAUUGACUUCAUACUUAUUAUUUUGUUGAGAGUUACAGUAGAUUGCAUGUUUACUGUACAACUUUAACUGCAACAUUUACAAUUUGCUUCAUUUUACAUAUGUUAAUCAUGUCUUCAUCUAAACUAGGAUGAUUCAAGCUUUAAUCUCCAGGGGUCACAUGGGUGUCUGCCUUGGUGCCUCAAAGACUACAUAUAAAAUUUAAGUCCACGCCUUUAUUAGAUUACAUAUUUUAUGUUUUCAGUUAUCAGGUUCGCUUCACCUGGCGAACGCUAGUGUUAAACCCUUGAUAUUAACGUAUUAGUUGGUGCUUGAAACUAUAUAGGCACAGAGGCCGAUUAACCGAACAAACAGUGGUGGUUUAUUGGACUUAAGAACAGAGCACUAACACCACAUGUGCUACUUCAAUCACCUCCAGGUCUAGGCUUCCUGUUAUCCAUGUAGCCCAUGCUGUGUAGUGAUUGGUCAAUACAGUCACAUGGUCAAUUAACUACAUUCUCUUAAAGGUGCGCAGCACUCAACGUUACCACAACAUAUAUCUUAAAUUCCUGAUACAGAAAGAUCUUGGUGUUUUGACUAGGUGUUUAUCCACCAGUGUGGCAACAAUGCUAAGAACAAUUGUAGUCAAACCUGAGAAUAAGAAGGGUCUUUGAAGGUUGAUUUGGUAAUGACCAUGUGACCCCAGGACUAACCUUGUGCAAGAUGCAAUGUUGUAAUGCUUAUUAUGAUCAAGUAUAUGUAAUUUUUAGCAUCUACUUUUCAAUAAACAAGCUUGGUUUUGGA
Molecule: messenger RNA, 4160 nt
Organism: Carcharodon carcharias (great white shark)
Lineage: Eukaryota; Metazoa; Chordata; Chondrichthyes; Lamniformes; Lamnidae
Exons: 2
Coding region: 30-2303 (757 amino acids)
Source: RefSeq, a predicted model, not a curated record